Canariomyces notabilis is the source of this 673-nucleotide messenger RNA. RefSeq lists its product as uncharacterized. The transcript is spliced from 2 exons. Lineage: Eukaryota; Fungi; Ascomycota; Sordariomycetes; Sordariales; Chaetomiaceae. The record is from RefSeq and is a predicted model, not a curated record. Bases 309 to 647 code for a protein of 112 amino acids.
UGCGAAGCCUGUCAUUGCAAGCUUCUGAUUCGAUUUUCUGGCCAGGCCCAGACUCCCCAAGCCCGUUUUUUUAUGGCUCAUGAGCUCAGAGUAACAAAACAAGGGAAUACACCAACGUUAGGGAAGAUCGAAGUCAAAGUUCGCAAACUGCCAUACUCGGCACAGGCUAUGCGCGGCCCCCACCGAACGAUCAGUUCUGGCAUCGGGCGUUGAGGCAGCAGAUUGGCAUGCAGCUCAUACAGUAUCGUCGGCACAUGGUAUCUCUGGCUGUCAGACGGAGAAAUACUACCUGAUUACCUCUAUACACCAUGGUUGGUGCGAUCUUGAUGACGCUAGAAGAGCAAUUCAUUGAAAACGCCCGCCAGCGGGCCGUUAUGCCUCUGGUCACCUGGUGUUGCUUCCGAUAUUCUAAAAAUUGCCUACACCGAGCAGUGAGGGCCGGCCGUGGAGAGAUUCGCGGGGCAUGGAGGACAGCACGGAGGGGUUGGAUGCAAGUUCCAAGCAGACCCCACGAAAGACUUGCCCUCCUUGGCUCGGCUCUCUGCGGACUGCAGCUUGUUGUUUUGUUGGUCCUGCGCUCACGUUCAAGCACAUCCCGCGCCGCUAUCCGGAUCGGGGAAAUGUUAACGACGGUUCGGCGAGAGUGAACGGACGGCCAAUCCGGUGUUUUCCG